Messenger RNA from Lodderomyces orthopsilosis Co 90-125, 1497 nucleotides. RefSeq names its product Ssu1p (gene SSU1). Gene Ontology annotation, cellular component: plasma membrane. The transcript has a single exon. The record is from RefSeq and is a predicted model, not a curated record. Bases 1 to 1497 code for a protein of 498 amino acids. Gene Ontology annotation, biological process: transmembrane transport; sulfite transmembrane transport. NCBI's taxonomy places the organism in Eukaryota, Fungi, Ascomycota, Pichiomycetes, Serinales, Debaryomycetaceae. Gene Ontology annotation, molecular function: sulfite transmembrane transporter activity.
AUGAGUAGCCACACUAAUUCGGAUACCUCCUCGGCACAACACGAAGUUGUGGGUCGCAAAGCUGUGAGCGAUGAGGACGCAAAUGCAAAUGCAACUACAAAAUUGCAAAUAGGCGAGGCAGAACAAGUUGACAAAAAUUCACAACAUUCCUCGAGUACCGCAAGAACACAACGACUGUCAUCAUCACAGCAAAACCAAAAUGCUAAUAGGGUAAAUAACAUGGACUAUGAUUCAAUUAUUUCUUCUAUUGCGUCGACGUCAAAAGAAUAUGAGCAUUUGCAAGCACAACUACGAGGGUCAAAGCCAAUACCCAAGGAAGAGUCAUGGUAUGAACGUUUUAUUGUGGGUAAUUUAGUCAAGCAGUUUGUCCCUGCAUAUUUUGUUUCAGUAAUGGGUACAGGAAUAUCGUCGACCAUAUUGUACCAUUUCCCGUUCCCAGCUUAUUGGCUAGAAGUUUGUUCGUAUAUCAUGUUUGGUAUUUGUUGUAUUUUGUUCAUUGUUAACUUGAUAUUAUUCAUCAUGCAAUGCAUUUACUUCCCAGGGAAGUUGAGAUCGUACCAUGUGGAUCCUCUAAAGGCAUCAUAUAUGGGUGCUUUCUCAAUGGGGUUCACUACAAUUGUCAAUUACACAUCGUUCAUCACUAAAGGUGAUCACAUGUAUCUUGUAUGGACAUUGUGGUGGAUAUCUGUCGCUUCAGCUGUAUACACUGCAUUCCCGAUAGUCUACUUUAGCUUUUUUUCCAAAUUGAAUGCAGUAGAGUCAGAUUCGAAAUUGAAUGCUACAUUGUUGCUCCCUAUUGUUGCAUUAACAGUGACAUCAUCCUCAGGGCACCUAAUUGAGUUGAAUUUGUACACAUUGAAUGAAACUGUCAUCACCAUGAUUGUUAGUUACAUGUUGUGGGCAUUGUCAAUUUGUUUGGCAUUUGCAAUUAUCACUAUAUACAUAUGGAGAUUGAUUAUGCACAAGAUUCCUCCUACGCAGUUGAUAUUUACUGGAUUCCUACCAGUAGGGUUCUUGGGUCAAUCAUCAUACAGCAUUUAUUUAUUUGGCAACAACUUGAACGAGCUUAUUCCAAAAGAGUUGAUAUAUGGAAAAAUUUUUCUAUGUAUUGGGGGAUUUCUUGGGUUGUUUAUUCUCUCAUUUGGCUACUACAUGACAUUCAUAGCUAUCAUGUCAAUCUUUUCAAAGAUACGACCAUUUGCCAAAACCCCUAACUUGAAUCAUACCAACAAAUACGGACUUUUGAAGCACCACAAAGGGUUCUGGGCAAUGACUUUCCCUUUGUGUACCAUGUCUUUGUCCAAUACUGAGAUCGGAAAAGGUGGAGUAGGAAACUACCCGUUAUUAGCUUUCAAAGUUAUGGGUGCUGUUUUUGCAGUUGCGGGUAUUGGCGUGACUGUCGCUUGUCUUGUAGGAGUUGCUGUCUACUCCUAUGGGCUAAUAAGGAGCGAAUUGAGAGUAAAGUAUAGAAAGCAUAAGCAGGAUCUAAUGGUAUAG